Messenger RNA from Penicillium soppii, 1593 nucleotides. Its product is annotated as oligosaccharide translocation protein RFT1. The coding region runs from base 1 to 1593 and encodes 530 amino acids. Gene Ontology annotation, biological process: dolichol-linked oligosaccharide biosynthetic process; glycolipid translocation. NCBI's taxonomy places the organism in Eukaryota, Fungi, Ascomycota, Eurotiomycetes, Eurotiales, Aspergillaceae. The transcript is spliced from 2 exons. Gene Ontology annotation, cellular component: endoplasmic reticulum membrane. The record is from RefSeq and is a predicted model, not a curated record.
AUGGUCAAACUUGGCGAUGCCCGUAUGGGCAAGAUUCUGGCAUCGUCAGCCACAGGCACAAGCUUCCUGAUUAUGAUUCAAUUGGCUUCCAGGAUCUUCACAUUUGCUUCAAACCAAUUGAUCCUGCGCACCCUUUCACCGGUCGUGCUAGGAAUAGCGGCACAGCUUGAGCUCUUUCAGGUUUCAAUACUGUAUUUUUCAAGAGAAAGCAUCCGAAUGGCCAUCCAAAGACAGCCAAUUUCACCGGCAUCAGAACAGCCGUCUGAUGAAACAGAUGAUGCGACAAAAGAAACGCAAUCAGUAUCAUCUCAGGCAGUGGUGAAUGUUUCUUACUUGGGCCUCGUUCUUGGGGUUCCUGCGAGUCUCAUGUUCACUAUGAUGUACCAACGACUAGCUCCCGGGGAGGCAUCAAAGACCGCUUUCUUUAAUUAUAGUGUGAUGAUCACCGGGGCAGCAUCCUUGUUGGAGCUAAGUAUUGAGCCUUUCUUUGCAAUCGUGCAGCAACACAUGCUGUAUGAGAAACGUGCCGCGGUUGAGAUGCCAGCGGCAUUUCUGAGAAGUGCUGUCACAUCCUCUGUCUUCAUAUAUGCCUCUCAGGUCAAUUAUCACCUCGGGGUGUUACCUUUUGCCCUCGGUCACCUCAGCUACUCGCUUGCUCUCAUUUGUGGCUACUCCUGGGCCUUACUGAAAGGCUCUAAGCUAGAAGGAUUUUCUUUCUUAUUGGUGCGUGUAAAAGCCAGCAAUCCAUCCAACUAUUUUCUGGGAUUAUUCUCACGCCAAGUAACGUCACUUGCUAUCAAUGUCUUUUUCCAGUCCCUAGUGAAACAUCUACUCACUCAAGGCGAUACCAUGAUGCUAGCUGCCCUCUCUGGACUAGAAGACCAGGGUAUAUAUUCCCUUGCAUCAAAUUAUGGCGGUCUCAUCGCUCGCAUCAUAUUCCAACCCUUGGAAGAAAGCAGCCGGAACUUGUUUUCAGCUCUGCUGAGUCCAGAUGAAAACGGAAACCUGAAUGACAUUCAUGUUCGCACCACCAAGGGUCACCUCAUUGACAUCUUACGUGCCUACCAGUUGCUCUCUGUAUUAAUCUUCCCGUUGGGUCCGAUCAUGGUACCCCAGUUGUUGCAUAUUCUUGGAGGUCGUCAAUGGGCUUCUCCAAAGGUUGGGGACCUGCUCUCCGUUUAUUGCUAUUAUAUCCCAUUCUUGGCCUUCAAUGGAAUCACCGAAGCCUUCGUGUCAUCUGCUGCUAGCCCGCAACAGAUACGCAAGCAAACGGUUUGGAUGGGAGUUUUUUCUGCCUGUUAUGCCUUGGCAGCCUAUAUGUUCCUGGAGGUGGGAAACCUAGGCGCCUAUGGACUAGUUCUCGCCAACAUUGUGAACAUGAUCGUUCGGACAAUUUGGAGUUACGGUUUCAUCAAGGAAUAUCUCCACCGGAAUGGGUGCAGUUUCUACACGAGCGAGGUGGCCAUUCAACCAGCUAGCUUCACCCUCUGUGCUGCGGCAAGCGUGCUCAUGAGUGGGCAUGGAUUUGGCAGCCAGAAUUUAGGGAUCAUUCAAGCAUGUGCUUUGAGUGCAAGCUACGGCCUUUUAAUGUGA